AUGCAUGUUUGUUCCAAAACUCAAGCUCCAUUCAGCAUUAACGCGCAGGAUUUUUCCAGAAUUAGUCCUUCUUUGGGCCCAACGAAGUUAUCAGGAAUUCGUGCACAAAUUGGACUGCGACAACACCGACAUUAUAUCUUUUCGAGCAGUCUGAGCAGCGAAAACGAUGCACUGAAACUGUUACAAAAGGAUAUCAGUCAGGCACUCGGUGAUCUGUUUCGGUCUGGAAUACGAACCGAUUACUCGAAACCCACCGGUACGUUCUAG
Opisthorchis viverrini is the source of this 267-nucleotide messenger RNA. RefSeq lists its product as hypothetical. The transcript has a single exon. Lineage: Eukaryota; Metazoa; Platyhelminthes; Trematoda; Opisthorchiida; Opisthorchiidae. The coding region runs from base 1 to 267 and encodes 88 amino acids. The record is from RefSeq and is a predicted model, not a curated record.